GUAUUUUUUAGUGCCUUUUCAGCCAAGUUAAGUUGGCUGCGAUUUACCCCACUUCCUUUUCCGUGUUAGCUGUGAAAGAAAAAACAUGCCGCUAGCAAAAGAUCUUCUGCACCCGCUGCCCGCCGAGGAGAAGCGCAAGCACAAGCUGAAGCGCCUGGUCCAGCACCCCAACUCGUACUUCAUGGACGUGAAGUGCCCCGGCUGCUACAGGAUCACCACCGUCUUCAGCCACGCCCAGGGCGUCGUGGUCUGCGCCGGAUGCGCAACCAUUCUGUGCCAGCCAACUGGAGGACGCGCCAAGCUGACAGAAGGCUGCUCUUUCCGCAGGAAGCCACAGUAAAAUGGGACUCGCGAUGAACCACAAAUUAUUAAUUUUUUAAUAAAAUCUAUAAAACGUAAAGAAACCACAGAACCCAUCCGAAAGAAAGCUUGUAAUUCAAUUGCUGCGGUCCUUUGGUUCAAUGUGCUUUGUGAAUUAAAGAAUUAACGAUCUUGUGGUUGGCUAAGUGAAAAAAACA
This is a messenger RNA of Drosophila subpulchrella, 518 nucleotides long. It is a transcript of the gene RpS27, whose product is annotated as 40S ribosomal protein S27. The transcript has 3 exons. Gene Ontology annotation, molecular function: structural constituent of ribosome; RNA binding. The record is from RefSeq and is a predicted model, not a curated record. The coding region runs from base 86 to 340 and encodes 84 amino acids. Lineage: Eukaryota; Metazoa; Arthropoda; Insecta; Diptera; Drosophilidae. Gene Ontology annotation, biological process: translation; ribosomal small subunit assembly. Gene Ontology annotation, cellular component: ribosome; cytosolic small ribosomal subunit.